CUGUCCGGCUGUGCAAUAAGAUAUGAUGAAAAUAUAAGAAAUAAUGUGAUUUUACUGGGCUGCAAAGUGCAUGAUGAUGCAGUGCUUUCAGACUGCGCAGUGAGGGAAUAGAGAUGGCUGUUUGCUGCAGUGCAAAGUCACUGCAUUGGGCGUCGUCACAGCUGCAGCCUGCAAUGUCCUGCUACAGUAUUUUGGUGCUAGCCGUCGAUACAGUAUGCAAAUAUAAUGGUAGGUGAAAACAUCCUGUAAAGGUUAUUGGUCUUGAUCUGGACGACACAGACACACAAAUGGCGUCUCACCUCUUAAGCGCUGCCUGCCUUCUCUUUGCAAGGAUCACAAUAACACAACAAAGUACUCAUAUGAGCGCAUUGUACACAUUCCUGUUCACUCCACGCGGGCCUCAGAUGUUCCCAUGUCUGACGUACUUGGAGAGGAACGUCAGGGUCGACUGUGAGUUUCCCACAACCAAUGAGAUCCCGGGCCCCUACUGUGAGUAUCGACAGGACAGCAGGCUGGUGGGCAGCACCUACCCCAACGCCGUCACCUAUGUGUCCAUCGAGGACCGCAGGAGGAGCAACGUCAGCCUGGUCGCCCCGAAUCUUUGCCGCCUCACUUGGGCUCCGUUGUCUGAUGAGAAACCUUACACGUACACGUGCAGAGUAUACCAAGGCACCAGUUGGAAGGAGAACAGCAUGGCCGUGCAUCACCGGAUUCUUCCAAUCUGCUCUGCAAUCAGCGUGAUGUUUCAGUCAGCCCUGCUGCUUUUGUCACUGGUGAUGUCACUACCUGUGGCAGUGGGUCUUCUGAGUCUGUGAGCUCCUCUUCACGACACAAACGUGGACCUUUUGAAAUGUGGUUUGUGGCUCGCUUUGGUGGUCAGCAGCCCAGUUGAGAUGAUGGUGAUUUUGAAUAUUUGAAAACACAUCACAGGGGCCUUCUUUAAGCACCUUUUCCUGUUCACCCUCAUCAUGUCAUCAUGUGGGAAGAGAAUUACUGCAGAGAAUUACUGCAUUAUUUUUAAGUGAUAUUAUAAAAUACCAUAUAAUUUUGACUUAUUAGUUUUAAAAGAUAGCAAUCUCAGUGUAUCAUGUUUGUUGCACUUUAUGGACACAUUAUUAGGUACACCUGCACAAUUCAAUGCUAUCAAGCACACAUUCAUGGUACAUGUUAUCAAAUAUUAGAAACAGCUCUCAGUAUGAUGGCACUUCAAUAAUAAACAUUGUCAAAUGAAUACUUCUCAGAUGGUACGCAUUAAUGUUUGUAAAAGUAAUGGCAUUAUAUUGUGCGGGUCUACUUAAGUGUCUCAGCAUCACCCGUUUUAUUAGCUUUCUGUUACUUUUAAAUAUGGACUCAUACAGUCUCAUCUCUUAAAAUAUAUACUGAAUGUUUAAGCUAGUUCAUAUUAGUCAUAUUGUACCACUACCGUUUAUCAACCAAUAGCACGUGAACUGCAAUAAGCCACAAAUAAAGAUGCUCGAUACUGGCAUUCUUCCCGAUAUCUGAUAUACUGAUAUUGUCAAGCGUAUAUACCAAUAUCAACCAAUACCCACAUUGCCCUCAAACUAAUGUUGUGUAAUGGCAACUGUCAUUACAUUCAUGGUGCUGGAUUCAUUUCAUAAACGUGCACAUAAAAGUGCCAUAUUUAUUGUAAACAUUUUGUCUCAACAAAAUAGUCAUGAGUAAUCGUCAACUGAAAUAACACUCAACAGCAACAACACAAUUUAGAAAGCUGCACAUUUCUACAUGGCACAAACAUCUGUAUAAGAACAAUGUAAAGUGCAAAGUAUGAAACUCUGGACUAAUGCAAUAUAAUAUAAUACAAUUCAGUGUCCAGUCCCUGGGUAUUUUUUUUAAAGUUCCGCCGGUGGAUUCUUAUCAUUAUUUUGCUACAUAGCGCUGUGUGUGACUCCUAGUGAUUCUUGAUUAGAAGCAUUAAAGGAAGACACCUAACUCCCCCAUCAUCACAUAACCAGUGCUUUCAAGUUGUUGCAAAUUUACAAUCCGAAAGCAAAACUUGUCAACAAGUCUCACAUGUGCAUCAAUAUCAAUAUACAAUAUAUUGACAUUUGACACACAUGGCAUGCAUUAUGUCUAACAGGUUUUUGUAUGCAGUUAUAAAUAUAAUUUGAUUCUAUGCUGUCAGUAUUAUUUUUCACUUUUGACCACAGCUUCAUCAAAUAAAAAACAUUCAAUCACCAACAGUGUACUCAAUGCUAUGACAAAACUAUAGCAAUAAA
Doryrhamphus excisus (bluestripe pipefish) is the source of this 2237-nucleotide messenger RNA. The record is from RefSeq and is a predicted model, not a curated record. NCBI's taxonomy places the organism in Eukaryota, Metazoa, Chordata, Actinopteri, Syngnathiformes, Syngnathidae.